AUACUACACAGAAAGAUGAAUUUUAGAAUGAAAAGAGCGUCUGCUUCGCCCUCUCUUCCCCGCAGCCCUUCCAUCAUCUUCUUCUUGUGGCUAUUCUUGUUAUUUCAGGAAUCAACUGCUGAAAAUGCUACCCUGGACCCAUCUGAAGUGAAAGCAUUAAACUCUAUAUUCCAAAAAUGGGACUUAGAAGCUGUGCCGUUGUGGAACAUUAGUGGGGAGCCAUGCAGGGGAUCUGCCAUUGAUGAUACUGAAUUUGAAAGUGAUGCUAAUAAUCCUGCUAUCAAAUGUGACUGCAGUUAUGAUGACAACACUACCUGCCACAUUACUCAGCUGAGAGUACAUGCUUUGAACAAAACGGGAGUAAUUUUAGAGGAGUUCAAGGCCUUUACUUAUCUCAUGGUUUUCAAGCUCGAUAUGAAUUACUUCACAGGUCCCCUACCUCAAUUUAUUGGAAACUUAUCUCAAUUGACUUAUUUGUCAGUUUCGCAUAAUGCACUCUCCGGGACCAUUCCUAAGGAGCUUGGAAAUCUGAAGGAACUUCUGAUGUUGUCUAUUGGUUCAAAUAACUUCUCUGGAACUCUCCCUCCAGAAAUUGGAAAUCUAGUCAAACUUCAGCAAAUUUACAUUGACAGCAGUGGAGUGGCUGGUGAGAUACCCUCUACAUUUGCUAAACUUCAAGACAUGGAAAUCAUGCAUGCAACAGAUGUUCUUAUCACAGGAAAGAUACCAGACUUCAUUGGGGACUGGACAAAGCUUGAGUCUCUGAGAUUUCAAGGGAACCGUCUUGAAGGUCCAAUACCAUCAAGUUUUUCUAAAUUGACCUCAUUGACCGCUUUGCGAAUAAGUGAUUUAGAAAAUGUGAGCUCAUCUCUUGAUUUCAUCAAAGAAAUGAAGAAUUUAACUGACCUAGGUCUAAGGAACUCAUUGAUAUCUGGUAGUAUUCCGGCUUAUAUCGGAGAAUUUCAAAGUUUAAAAACACUGGAUUUGAGUUUCAACAACCUAACAGGUGAAAUCCCAGACGCUUUGUUCAACUUGAGUUCUCUCACUUCCCUGUUUCUUGGAACUAAUAGACUUUCUGGAACUUUCCCUGCUGAAAAAAGUGAACAACUUAAAACCAUAGAUUUGUCAUACAAUGAGUUAUCAGGAAGUUUUCCUCCUUGGCUAAAGUCAGGCUUACAAUUGAACUUAGUGGCCAAUAACUUAACAUUUGAUAGCACAAACCGCAGUAUUUUUGAAGGAUUGGAAUGUCUUCAGAGAAACUUUCCUUGCAACAGGGAUGCUCCACCCUAUACCAAUGUCUCAAUCAAGUGUGGUGGGUCAGAGUGGAAAGCACCCGAUGGCACUAUAUAUGAGGCUGAUAACUCAAUUACCACUAAUGCCGCUAUAACAUCGUAUUAUGUAAGCAAAUUAGAGAAUUGGGGAUUUAGCAAUGUGGGUGUGUAUGGAGAUAGAGUUGCGUAUAAGACAAAUAAGGCGGAAGUUAGUGGGACUAACUACCCAGAACUUUUCGAGACUUCAAGGAUAUCACCGGGCUCACUUAGAUACUAUGGCCUGGGUCUGCAGAAUGGAAAUUACACUGUAAGUUUGCAAUUUGCAGAAAUGGUACUUAAAGAUCCAAGUGCACAAACUUGGGAAAGUACAGGAAGGCGUGUUUUUGAUAUCUAUAUUCAGGGAACUCUUCAAUUAAAGGACUUCGACAUAACAGAGGUGGCAGGUGGGGUUGAGAGAGCAAUAGAGAGAAAAUUCAAUGUUGUUGUGUCACAAAACUAUCUUGAAAUUCAUUUGUUUUGGGCUGGUAAGGGCACUUGCUGCAUUCCCUUUGAAGGUUAUUAUGGACCAUCCAUUUCAGCACUCAGUGUUGUUUCAGAUUUGGAAAGAAUUCCAUCAACUACUUCACCAAAGAAGAGAAACACUGCGUUGAUUGUUGGAAUUAUAGUUGCCGUUGGGAUUUUGAGCUUUAUACUUAUAUGUGCAGUUUUUUACGUGAAACCGAAAACAUCGAAUCUCAACGAGGAGAUAGUGCUUCUUGAAACAGGCCCUCGACCAAACAGUUUUCGUUAUGCUGAGUUGCGAACUGCAACAAAAAAUUUCUGUGCCACAAAUAAGCUAGGGGAGGGUGGAUUUGGAUCUGUUUACAAGGGCACUCUUCCUGAUGGGAGGAUAGUAGCUGUAAAGGAACUUACAGUAGCAUCUCAACAUGCGAAGACCCAAUUCAUAACAGAGAUCACUACCAUAUCUGCAGUGCAACAUCGGAACCUCGUGAAAUUGUAUGGAUUCUGUAUCAAAGGAAACAAACGUCUCCUGGUUUAUGAAUAUCUUGAAAACGGGAGCCUCGACCAUGCUCUCUUUGGGAAAAGGGAUUUUCAUCUUGAUUGGCCAACUCGCUUCAAUAUAUGCUUGGCAACAGCAAGAGCAUUAGCGUAUCUUCAUGAAGAAUCAAGGCCAAGGAUAGUACACCGAGAUGUCAAGGCUAGCAAUAUUUUGCUAGAUGAAUGCCUCUGCCCCAAGAUAUCUGAUUUUGGAUUGGCAAAGUUGUAUGAUGACAAGAAAACCCACAUUAGCACCCGAAUUGCAGGCACCAUUGGCUAUCUAGCACCAGAGUAUGCAAUGCGUGGGCACCUGACAGAAAAGGCCGAUGUCUUUGGAUUUGGAGUCGUUGCUCUAGAGAUCCUGUGUGGAAGACCAAACACUGAUAACAGCUUGGAUGCCAAAAUGAUAUAUCUUCUUGAAUGGGCAUGGGCUUUACAUGAAAACAACCGAAGCUUGGAUUUGAUUGAUCCAAGAUUAAUUGAAUUCAAUGAAAAUGAAGCUACACGAGUAGUAGGAGUGGCUUUCUUGUGCACCCAAGCAUCACCAAUGUUGCGGCCAACCAUGUCAAGGGUUGUUGCAAUGCUUGCAGGAGACAUUGAAGUAAGCACAAUUACAUCAAAACCUAGUUAUUUAACAGAUUGGGAUUUCAAUGAUACUACAAGUGGCUUUUUGAGCGAAGAUACUCAAACAUCUUUUACAUCUAAUGAGAGUCCAAGUAAUCCCAAAUCUUGUGCAUCUAAUAAGAGUGCAAGCAAUCCAACACCUUCCCCUGUAAAUAUCUCUGGACCAAUGCUACAUGGAAUUGUUGGAGACUGAUGGUGAAGAAACUAUUAUUGCUUCUAUAAUAGUGUCCAUGUCAUGGAAGCUCCAUUCAUCUUGUUAUUAAAUUUUUUUCCUUUAAGCGUUUGAAUAUUUUCCUCGCUAUUUUUGGUUUUGGCAACAUUGUUGAAUGCAUAUAGACUUGCAUACCAGAAUAUGUGUGGAAGUUUUAAGACCUUCAAACAAUUGGAAGAUUUAAUGCUUAGAAGGUUUUAGGAAGGACAAUGUUUAGUUGUUGCUAUCAAAGCUAAUCUCUUGGCAGAUUGUUUGGCAUAACAUUAGCAAUUUUAUUCUAUCUAAUUCUAUACUUAAUUGCA
This is a messenger RNA of Vitis riparia (riverbank grape), 3446 nucleotides long. RefSeq names its product probable LRR receptor-like serine/threonine-protein kinase At1g56140. The transcript has 24 exons. The coding region runs from base 16 to 3126 and encodes 1036 amino acids. Gene Ontology annotation, biological process: protein phosphorylation. Gene Ontology annotation, molecular function: ATP binding; protein kinase activity; protein binding. The record is from RefSeq and is a predicted model, not a curated record. NCBI's taxonomy places the organism in Eukaryota, Viridiplantae, Streptophyta, Magnoliopsida, Vitales, Vitaceae.